Molecule: messenger RNA, 5999 nt
Organism: Limulus polyphemus (Atlantic horseshoe crab)
Lineage: Eukaryota; Metazoa; Arthropoda; Merostomata; Xiphosura; Limulidae
Exons: 2
Coding region: 183-1817 (544 amino acids)
Source: RefSeq, a predicted model, not a curated record
ACCUACUUGUACGAAUUACUUACUUUUAAAGAUCUAGGUAAACAAUAAUUACAGUGUGUAUUAUGUUGAUAUAACACGAAAUCCAUACCAAAAACACUUGAACGAGAAAAAAGUUUUACAUGGAAUCAUGUGUAAACAUAUGCUACUAAGAAGCGUCAUUUACUAAAAUAUCCAGUUCCAACAUGCUGACGGUUCGUUUCCUGUCGUUAAGAAACCUGCGGCGUCUGGUGUACCUCGGCUGUGUCUGGUUGUGUAUCUGCUACUUAGUUUUCCGUGUGGCCCAUCCUCAAAAUGCCGUAUCGUAUUUGGCACACAUACACAGAGGUUUGUUGCAAAAGCUCCCUUCUGAAGGACCAACGCAGCCAUCUUUGAAUGCAUUGAUUCCAGAAAAUUUUCUCGAUUUGAUGCCUUUGGUUGAUAAGUCACCCAGUCUAGGCGAAAAAGAACUGUUAUUUUUUCUUUCCAACCGAUCUAAUCUACCCCUUGCUUACUGGGCUAAAAAUCGAAAUAAAGCAAUUGGUGAUAAAAAUUGUGCUAAAUUUCCCAGUUUAUUCGAUUUAGAUUUCAACAAUGUUUAUUGGCAGAGGCUUCAAACUACGAACGGGACCUUCUAUUUAUACGCGGCGUAUUAUGAUAACAGGAUUCGAGCAGGAAGCACCGCAAUAAUCAGAAUUUUAGCCAUGGUGGAUAAAAUAAAACCCAUUUCAACGACAUGCCAACUGUGGUUCGAUAAAGGAAAGUCGCCUGUUUUUGCCCAAGCUACUUAUACCUACGCUUGGUACUCGAAGUGGGGCAACUACAAAGAUGGCAUCCUCCAACCCUUCAUCGUUUCUUGUAAGCUCCCCAAGAAAGAAACCGAAGGUAGAAUACCUGCAAGUGUGUCUCUUGUCCAGACCCGGUGCCAAAAUCCAAAUAACAAUCUCAGGAUUGUUAAUAAUCGUCCUCCAAAAAAACAUGACUUUGCAGUAUGUGUUAAAGGCUUGGAUUUUCUGCAAGAGGACUUGAGUGUACGGUUAGUUGAAUGGUUAGAAGUGUUAAACAUACUUGGAGCAAAAAAAGUUUUUAUGUAUGAAUUAGAAAUUCAUCCGAACAUUUCCAAAGUCCUCAGUUAUUACCAAAACAAAGGACUGGUAGAGCUGACGCCUAUUACCUUACCUGGUAACCAACCAAAUAUACCAGGUUUUCGCCAUCUUUAUCUUAAAUCCAAAUUAACUCAUAAACGUCAGAACGAAGUUAUUCCAUACAAUGAUUGUCUCUACCGAAAUAUCUACAGCUAUGACUACUUAGUUUUGCUGGAUGUAGACGAAGUCAUUAUGCCUGUCAAACACACAAAUUGGCGGGAAUUAAUGGCCGAGGUUGUUCCAGCAGCUCUCAAACUGAAGAACUACACUCGAGCUAGCUACAACGUUCGAAAUGUUUAUUUUCUAGAUGAUCUUCAAGAUGGAGAAGAACUACAUCACGAAGCCCACGAACAAGGAAUUCCUCCAUACUUGCACAUGUUACAGCACGUAUAUCGUUCUAAGAACUUUACCAAGCCUGGUUCUUACGUUAAAUGUUUCCAUAACACCGAACGGUCAGUGUCCCUUCACAAUCACUUUCCUUUGAAUUGCUUCGGUUCCUGCACCACGUACUCAAUUCCAAUAGAACUCGCCCAGUUGCAGCAUUACAGAAAAGAUUGUGUUGGCAGUUUGAAGAAAACGUGCAAAAGUGAAUUUCGAGCUUACACUGUACGUGACACCACAAUAUGGCGGUACAAGAACGAACUCACACAGCGAGUAACCGAAGUGUUAAAUAAAUUGGGUUUUUUCCGUAGCUAGGGGAGAAGGUUUCUGAAGCAAAUCAAGGCUAAAGAUAAAUCGAACGUCGCCAUUUGAUAAUGGUGGUCAGCAAUUAGUGUGAUUUUAACAAUCGUUCUCUAAAUUAUGUAUACAGGGAGGUCCAAAACUCCCUGUACACACGUGAAUUCGUCGAUGAGCCAGCUCGUCAUAAGCUUGGCCUGCUGGAUAUCUUGCACUGUCUUUCAGUAAACAUUUUAGUGCCUUUUUUUCCCUGUUGUAUAUCUUGGAAUCACCCAUUGGUCAUUACCUCUAAGUAAUAUUGUAGAAGAAACCUUAAGUAAUUAUCUUAAUCUUUUAAUUGUGCAACUAGAAUUUAAAAACUAUGUUAAUCAUUUCAUGAUUGUAAAAAAAAAUUGUGAAAUUAGGUGGUAAGUUGUAGCUGGAUGUAGAAUACAUGAAAUGUACAGAUCAGAAGAAUAAGAUAAAUCAUGGUUCCUAUGUUUCGAUCGACUUUCUUCGGCUUGUUAGUAAAUCUAUAGAUAUAUUUUUAGUUUUUUAAUGAUACGUAUUUGUUUUCAAACUCUUGUUACCCAUUAAUCAGCAUUCAUCUAGCUUAUAAUAUUGGAAAAAUGCAUAUUAACAAACGAGCUUUUGAGUUUCAAACAUAUUCACAAUAUUGUUCUAAAUGAAGAGUUCCUCUGAUCGAAAGUUUUAAAUUAAUUGGAUAUAGUUGUCAUGUGAUUAAGUUAAGGUGCAAUUUCACGUUUAUUGAUCGAAACGACCGCUAAGUUUGUUUGUUCUUGUUUUAACCGCAUCAGCAUAAGUGUACUUCUUGAUACCAUGUGUGCAGUUUCUAUUAAACUAAGAUGAUCUGUUAUCUUCUUUGUUAGUUUCACUUAAACUACCUAUUUGAAAAUGUUUGGCGAAACGUGUAGUUUUAUUCGUUAUGUAUACGAUUGUAAUUUUUCAUGUUCAAAAUUAACUAUAUUUAGAUUCAAGCAUGGUAAAUAUGCAUUCAGCCAAAUGAAACAUUUCCUUUCCCUAAUAUGGGAUGUUUUAACAUUCGUGUAUUUCAUUUGAACUCUCUUCUUCAAAAUUCCUUUUGCCUAAGGAUUUUAUUUAAUCGUAUCACGUCCUAAUUUGUAAUACUUGUAGAAAAAAAUUAUCAUAUUUAAUGAUUCUAUUUCGAAUAUGAUUAGAAAACUUUUCAUAACAUGUACAACUUAAUUACCAGAUUAAUUUUAGGCUGUUUAAAUUUUAUGUUCUAUUUAAAGGCAAAUUUUUGUAUUAAACAUGACGUUCGUAAUUUUAAAACAAUAACAUUUAACUAGCUUUACGUAUGUACUAAUAUCGACUAGACAACUUAGCUAAGAGUAAUGUGGUUUUGAAAAAAAAAUGUUUGAAAUAUAAAAAUAAUAACUGCUUGUAAAUAGAAGAGUAGGUUAAAUUUAAUCUGGAUACUUAUUACUGUUUUUAAUUACUAGUAAUAAGUGAUACUUGGCCAUCUUAUCGAAACUUAAGAAUAAUUAAAAUCGAAUAUCGGAGCAGUUUUUCAAAUAUUAGUACAAUGCUUUACGAAGAUAAUUCGAUUUUUUUUAGUUUUAUUAAUUAUAGGAUUGUGUCAACACUCUGAUUUUAUUGAUUUGGCAUAAAUUCACACAUUUAUAUAUAUUAGUGUUAAUAGUUAGCAAUCAAAUAAUAAAAUUUAAUUUUUUUAUUUAUGUUUACUGUGUGGCUCAUUUGUAACCGAGAGCAAAACAGUUUGUUUUUCGUUUGGUAUUAAUUUAUCGUUUUUAGAUGAUGGGAUUUCUUUCUUUAACUGUAACGCAUUUUUUAAAAUUGCGUUUAUGAAUACUCUUUCACAAUAAUCUAAUAUUUUGUUGUUGUUUUUCUAUAUAACGAAACACUACAAUAAUUGAAUUGUUGUUUUUCUAUAUAACGAAACACUACAAUAAUUGAAUUGUUUUUUCUUUUUAUUAUUUUCUACCGGUUUCGUAACUUCAAAGGUCAUUCUUUAGAUAUAAUUUUACAGAGAAUUCUUAAGGCACAUUUUGCUUGUAUAUAUUGUAUUUAUCUGAUUGAAUUGCUGUGCUAUUGAUUUCCACCUCUGAGCUGCUUGUUAGUACUCUGUUUCAGUUGGUGUCGGAGACCAUUACUUGUUUUGUCAUGUCUAGUGUGCUUUAAAGUAAGAAAUAAUUAUGAUAAAUCAACUGUUUAACAGCUGUUAAUGAGAAACGAGUUGUAACUGUAGUUUAGUUACUUCUCUGUCUAGUUUUUUAAUAUUAAAAAAAAUGCUAGCACAAAAUCGAACUUAAAAAACAUCAAAAUGUUCAACAUAAGCAGACUUGCUGGCCUUGUUGUUUUGUUCUUUCAAAUAACGAAGUUCUGAUAUUGCGUCUUGAUAUAAAUUUAGUGUUUUGUUUUUUAACAACACGAAUAGAAUUGAAGAAAAUGUUCCAAUAUGAUUAGUUCGACGAUUAAAAAGAAAACUAAUCUUUAACACUUCAACAAGUGCGGUAUCUGUUUAAUAUUAUUAUUGUUAUUCUUCAUGGAAAAGUCUUAAGUCAUUCCUGGUGGCCAUUCCAUCUACCCUGGAGCCAAUACCGAGACAGCCCUCCCUCAUUCAAACCUUAAUGUUUUGUCCUUGGUGUCUAUACCGAAACUCUCCCCCCCCCAAAAAAACUUAGAUAUUUUAACUCUGUAGCCUAGUUAUCCCCCUAAACCUCUAUUUCCCCCUGUAGCCUAUAUCGAUACUAUCCCCCCUCCAAACCUCGAUGUGUUCCCCCUGGAAUAUAUUUUGAGACUCCCGUAGCAUGGAUGGUGGGUGAUAGGAUGUUGUUGAUGACUGCCUUCCCUCUAGGCAACAGUUCAAAUUAGGGACAGCGGUAGAUAGAUAUCCUCAUUAGCUUUGCCAUAAAUACAAAUACAGAACUUACUCUCUGUUUUAAAACUUAAAUAACCUGUUUUGUAUCAACAUAUAAUAGCAUUAUAAACGUUUCAGAAAAUAUGAUACUGGCAAUAAUCAGAAAUCAUCAUAUACGUAUAUAGGUCAGGGCUAUGCGCCUGAAACCAUUUUUUAAACACAACCUUGUAGUCAGAUGCAGCACUGACGGCAACAAGCAUCAUGGAGGUAGGUCUAACCCCCAAUUCAAGAAGAUCGGCAAUGGGAUUUGGGGGUGAAGGGGGUAUUGCACUCCUCAUAAACAACUAGAACCGUCUAUAUAGCUGAGAUAUAACUUGAAGUAAAAUAAAACCACUGCUUAUAUGUUUACGUUUUUAAUCCUCCUCUUCCCUUCCACUAAUCCCAUUUUACUUCCUUGGCUAAGCAUAACCUAAUGCUUAGCGCACCGGAUUAUGGAUCCUUCGGUUCGUGGUUCGUUUCACAGCGCCGAAAAUUGUCGCGCUUCAUAUGUUAGGGACGUUAUAAAAGAAACGGUCAAAGCCCAGUAUUCGAUUAUAAAGUGGUCAACUAGUUGGUGGUGAGAGUUUAGUUAGCUGCUUUCCAUUUAGUCUACCACUUCAAAAUUAGGGACAGAUGACGCAUAUGGUUCUUGUGUAGCUUUGCGCGAAUAUCCGAAACAAGCAUCCCUCCCCUUUCCCAGAAUCGGGUGUAGUUUUAAACACAUUUUUCUAUUUCGGAAAUACUUACUCACCAUGCUGCUUGUGUGUCCGUUAGUUACAAGAUUCCUACUUUUAUGUAUACUACACGACGAAAAAGUUCAAACCAACAUACCGUCAAUAUUGCAAUUAAUUUCGUUAGUUACAGAAGAGAUCCUUCAUACAAUUUACUUAGUAAAUGGAUGAUUUUACUCAAGUUUUUGGCCAUUAGGCUAUUUAAUCCGAAUAUUGUAACGAGCGAAAGCAUAAAACUACUCAUCGUGAUGCAAUAUAUGAAAAGUGUAUAAAUAAAUUGGCAAGUUGAGGGAUAAUAUGGACAUUUUCUUAAAAUUCAGAAGAAAGCCUUUAUUCACUUCUAUAACAUGCACGUAGAGCACAAGGUUCGUUCUAUUGUGUGAUAAACUGUGUAGAUUAGCCAGUUUUCCAAUAAGCUAGCAGACUUAUUUGAUUCCAAAUUUUCCUUUUGAACACUAUUUAAUGUAGUCGCUACUAUAUAGAAAAACAAGAAAAAUAUAUUUGUAAGUACAAGAAAAUAAAUUUCAGUUAUGUCCAUUACGAAUUAUUUCCCGCCAAAACACCCACUCAAUUGUCAGUUUCGAAGUU